Messenger RNA from Salvia hispanica, 1131 nucleotides. Its product is annotated as GDSL esterase/lipase At1g71691-like. The record is from RefSeq and is a predicted model, not a curated record. Lineage: Eukaryota; Viridiplantae; Streptophyta; Magnoliopsida; Lamiales; Lamiaceae. Gene Ontology annotation, biological process: lipid metabolic process. Gene Ontology annotation, molecular function: lipase activity.
AUGAUGAUGAAAGUUGCAUAUUUGUGGAUUUCGAUCAUUGUUGCUUCUUUGGCAUUGGAAGCAAAUGGUGAUAUUGCUACAAAAUAUACAGCAAUGUACGUAUUUGGAGAUUCACUAACGGAUGCUGGAAACAACAAGUAUUUCAUUGACAGUACAGCGAAAGCCGACUUCCUGCCUUAUGGUAUGGAUUUUAGUGGAGGGCCCACUGGUAGAGUCUGCAAUGGCAAAAUCCUCGUAGACUUCAUUGCGGAGAUGGUGGGACUUCCUCUUCUUCCAUCAUAUGCAGAUGUUGUAGCAAAAGGAGAGAGCAUUCUAUUUGGAGUAAAUUAUGCAUCGGCUGGUGCAGGAAUUCUUCGCGAAACAGGAUAUCGAUUUGGCCGCGUCAUCCCUUUCGAAGAACAGAUUAACAAUUUGAGGAAAACGGUGGCUCAGCUGAAAGGGCAACUGCAUGGGAAAGACGUGAGCGAGUAUUUGGCAAAUGCAUUGGUUUUUGUGGAUAUGGGAGCAAAUGACUACCUCAACAACUACUUCCAAGCUGAAUAUUACCCAAGCAGCCACAUCUACAAUCUUGAGCAAUUCGCUGAUCUCCUUACAAAUCUCUACAGAAAGCACAUAUUGGAAAUCCAAAGAUUAGGGCUGAGGAAGUUCUUGAUAGUAGACGCUUCACCUAUUGGUUGCGGCCCUAUAAGAAGUCAAAACAUGAAGUGUAACACCACAUUAAAUCACAUGGUAGCAAUGUUUAACACACGGCUGAAAUCUGUUGUGCACGACCUCAAGUCGAACUACCCUGGAUCUGCAUUCAGUUAUGCACCGUUGUUUCAAGUCUUUAUAAGCUUGUUCGACAAUGCUGAGGCCUACGGGUUCAAGGUGAAGGACUCAGCUUGUUGCGGGGGCCGAGAUGGUUCAAAUGGAACAAAGCCGAGGUGUUUCAAAAAUACAGUACCAUGUCGGAAUAGAAACGAGUACUUGUUCUGGGAUGGUGCUCAUCCUACUGAGGCUGGAAACCGAAUUCUUGCUGCCCUCAUUAACAACACUACAUCCUUCUAUUUAUAAAUGUCUGCAUAAUAAUCACAUUCAUUCUUGCUCAUCUCUCACAUUUCACCAAUAAGAAAUUGUGUGGCCGAUUGAAUU